UAGCCAUCAAGAGCUUGUUUUGGUAGUGAAGUCGAAGUUGUGUACAACAUUCGCCUUGAGAAAAAAGAUGGGAUUGUGUAACUAGUUGGGGGAAUAUUAUGUUCAAUCUGAAAUGGGUUUUGUUAGAUUCGAUCAAAGAUUGUAAGAACUUAAGGAUCUUUAAGAAGAUUCAUGCGCAGUUGGUAGCAUCAGGAUUAGUUUACGAUGAUUUUGUCACAAACAAAGUGGUUGAAUUCUUUGCCAAUUUUGUUGAGUUUGGCGACUAUGCCUGUGAUUAUCUCAAACAAGUCAACAUUCGCUUAGGUUCGUUUCCAUUUAACUCCCUGAUUAAUGGAUAUGCUGGUGGUGAGUUCCCACAAAUGGCGGUUUCAGUUUAUAGAAGGAUGGCGCGAGAUGGGUUUGUGCCUGAUUUGUUUACUUUUCCAGUGCUUUUUAAAGCAUGCUCUAACUUUUCAGGGAGCAGAGAAGGUAGACAGGUUCAUGGCGUGGUGGUUAAGUUGGGGAUUUUGAGUGAUCUUUUUGUGCAAAACUCGCUGGUUUGUUGCUAUGGAGCUUGUGAGGAUUUUUCUUGUGCAGGUAAGGUGUUCGAUGAAAUGCUUGUUCGAGAUGUUGUUUCGUGGAACAGUUUGAUAUCUGGGUUCAUGAAGGCGGGGCGUUUUGAUGACGCAAUUUCUUUGUUUUUCAGGAUGGAUGUGGAACCGAGCGUUGCAACUUUAGUUAGUGUGCUUGCUGCUUGUGCAAGAAAGGGAGAGUUGUAUAUGGGGAAGGGGAUUCAUGGUAUGAUCCAGCGAAGGUUUAAGUUGGAUUUGGUUCUAGGUAAUGCAAUGCUGGAUAUGUAUGCAAAGAAUGGAUGUUUAUAUGAAGCUAAGAACAUAUUUGAUGAGCUCCCAACAAGAGAUAUUGUGUCAUGGACUAUCAUGAUCACUGGAUUGGUGCAGAGUAACCAUCCAAAAGAGUCCUUGGAGCUGUUUUGGAUGAUGCGAAACUUGGGCAUUAGCCCUGAUGGUAUUAUCUUAACUAGUGUUCUAUCUGCUUGUGCUAGCCUAGGAACACUCGAGUAUGGAACAUGGGUCCAUGAGUACAUUGAUCAAAGAGGAAUCAAAUGGGAUAUCCAUAUUGGAACUGCUAUUGUUGACAUGUAUGCCAAAUGCGGCUGUGUCGAAAUGGCUCGGCAAAUCUUUAAUAACAUGCCUCAAAGAAAUACCUUCACUUGGAACGCCUUGCUAUGCGGUCUGGCUAUGCAUGGACUUGCGCACGAAGCGUUAUUUCUUUUUGAAGUUAUGAUAAUAUCAGGUGUCAAGCCUAAUGAGGUAACAUUUCUAGCAAUUUUGACAGCUUGCUGCCAUUCUGGUCUGGUUGAUGAAGGGCGCAAGUAUUUUGAUAACAUGAGUAGUCAAACGUAUAAUUUAUCUCCGAAGUUGGAGCAUUAUGGAUGCAUGAUCGAUUUGUUGUGUCGAGCGGGGCUCUUGGAGGAAGCUGUGGAGUUGGUAAGGACCAUGCCAAUGAAGCCUGAUGUGCUUAUCUGGGGAGUGCUACUAAAUGCUUGCAAAACUGUUGGAAAUAUUGAGCUCUCUCAACACAUACAAGAGUACAUCUUGGAACUUGAUACGGAGGAUAGCGGAGUCUUCGUGCUGCUGUCCAAUAUAUCUGCUACUAAUGAAAGAUGGUCCAAUGUGACUCGAUUAAGGAGGUUGAUGAAAGAUAGAGGUGUAAAGAAAUCACCUGGAUCAAGUGUCAUUGAGGUGGAUGGUAAGGCUCACGAAUUCGUGGCUGGCGAUAUUAGUAACCUUGAAAUCGAAGAAAUCUACAAGGUGUUAACCCUCAUUAACUCUGUCCUCCAUGAAAGCCAUUUGAUGCACCCAUUGUAGGUUGCUGGUUCACUUUUAGUAUACGUUUCUUUGCCUUUUAGUACAUAAUUACGUUGCUUCAAAUGGACUAUUACAUUCUAUUAUGCUGUGUUUGAUGUGAAUA
Molecule: messenger RNA, 1971 nt
Organism: Cucurbita moschata (crookneck pumpkin)
Lineage: Eukaryota; Viridiplantae; Streptophyta; Magnoliopsida; Cucurbitales; Cucurbitaceae
Product: pentatricopeptide repeat-containing protein At4g38010
Exons: 1
Coding region: 99-1868 (589 amino acids)
Biological process (GO): RNA modification
Molecular function (GO): protein binding; RNA binding
Source: RefSeq, a predicted model, not a curated record